Molecule: messenger RNA, 915 nt
Organism: Aphanomyces astaci
Lineage: Eukaryota; Oomycota; Saprolegniomycetes; Saprolegniales; Verrucalvaceae
Exons: 2
Coding region: 1-915 (304 amino acids)
Molecular function (GO): protein binding
Source: RefSeq, a predicted model, not a curated record
AUGCGCAUUGCCCUCUCCACCAAGCCUACGCAUAGACCUCGUACCGUCGGCGCGUUCGAAGUCCUGACAUCGUUAGAUCUCAUGCUCCUCAUCUUAGACUUCCAGGGUGGCGUGUACAACAGCCACCACCCCCUUCGACGUUUGGGAUACUAUACCUUGGCCACCCCGCCACUCUCUACGGACCACAUGCAAGCCGUCGACGCACUGCUUUCGCCCUGGCUUGCUAUCUUCACACCAUCCCGCAUGCUGACAUUUCUUCGCUCGACCGACAAGUACCGACACUCCAUUCUCGCCGCCUACGCAGCCUAUGUGGGCCACCUUCCAGCCGUGCGACUGCUGAUUGAAAACACAACCCACAAAUGCUCUGAGGCGAGCGUCAUCGAUUGGGCAGCGUAUGGUGGCCACCUCCACGUCAUCCAAUUUGUGCACAAGGUCUCGAGCGAAACAGCACGAUGUACGACUUGGGCCAUGGAUAUUGCUGCCACCCACAAUCAUACGCAUGUUCUUGAGUGGCUUCACCUCCAUCGCGCCGAAGGAUGCACCGUUGAAGCAGUUCAUGGGGCUACUCGUCACGGUCAUUUGGAAGCGCUGCAAUGGCUAGCGGUGGGCAAUCGGGCGCGUACUUUUUGGUUUGAAAACGCAAUCGUAAUCGCAGCGUCGAUGGGACACCUGGACACUUUGAAGUGGCUCCAUGCCCAGCUAGUUGGGCAAGGAAGAAAUUAUAGUCGCAACAACCCGCUGCACGAGGCGCUAGCAACGGCCACGUCCAAUGGCCAUGCUGACAUUGUUCAAUGGAUGCGGCGCCGUGUGCUGCCAACUAGCGAGAUCGAUGUGAAUAAGGACGUGGCUGCCCUCGAGGAAGUCGAGUACGUCGCAUCUUUGGGGGCAAGGCUGAAGGCGCUAAGUCUGAACUGA